UGGAGGCCGGAGCACUCGCGGAUCUCUGAGGCGGGGUGCCCCACGCGGGUAGCCUGCUGUCCCGCCCCGAGGCGGAGCUCGCGCCUGCGCAGUGAGGCCGCCUCGCGGCGGUGCCUUGUGGGAGUCCCGCUGGUCGGAGCGCCCUGCUGCCUGCUUCCUGGAACCCGGCCGGAGGGUACCCAGCACCUACAGGCCAGUCUUGCUGGAAACUCGCCCAAGACUCGGACCCGCAAUCCCUGGAGUUCGCCCCACGCUGCGGGGGGGGGAAGCAUCUGUCUGCUUGCUCCAACUCUCACGCCGGCCACCCUGGAACCUCUGAGGGACGUCCACCUGGGCCUGGCCCCGCCAAGCGGCGGGCCUGCUCGCCUGGCCCUCGUCUCAGGCCACUAUCUGUACUACCACUACGGCUGCGACGGCGUGGACGACCGCGGCUGGGGCUGCGGCUACCGCACUCUGCAGACGCUAUGCUCGUGGCCAGAGGGCCGGCCUGUGGGCGUGCCUGGUCUGGCUGCUGUGCAGGGGGCCCUGGAGGACAUGGGAGACAAACCCCGAGGGUUCCGAGGCUCCCAGAGCUGGAUCGGCUGUGUAGAGGCCUGCCUCUGCCUCGACUACUUCGGUGGUCCCCAGGGGCGUCUGUGUCACGUACCCCGUGGAACUGGGCUACAGGGACAACUGGAGAGCCUUUACUCCCACUUCACAGGGGGAGGAGGGCCUGUAAUGGUUGGAGGGGACGCGGACGCCCAGUCCAAGGCCUUGUUGGGAGUUUGCCUGGGGCCAGACACAGAUGCCUAUGUCCUAGUAUUGGACCCUCAUUGCUGGGGUGCUCCCAAAAACCCCACUGAGAUGCAGGCUGCUGGGUGGGUGGGCUGGAAAGAAGCAAGCACCACUUUUGACUGCAACUCCUUCUAUAACCUGUGUUUGACCAGCCGUAACGACAGAGAGCAGCGGCACACCCACGACUGAAUUUUAAGUUGCUAAACCGAGACACUGGCCGCACAUGUACUCAUCUACCCACUUCUCUAAGGUAGAGGCUGUGUAGUAUCAGGCCCCCAGCAAGUUUCGGCAGAGUCCGGGGCCUUUGGCAUCAAUAAAAUGGCAAGCUA
Messenger RNA from Condylura cristata (star-nosed mole), 1103 nucleotides. It is a transcript of the gene UFSP1, whose product is annotated as UFM1-specific peptidase 1 (non-functional). Lineage: Eukaryota; Metazoa; Chordata; Mammalia; Eulipotyphla; Talpidae. The transcript has a single exon. The record is from RefSeq and is a predicted model, not a curated record. The coding region runs from base 535 to 963 and encodes 142 amino acids.